Messenger RNA from Penicillium chermesinum, 1434 nucleotides. RefSeq names its product DNA replication factor Cdt1 C-terminal domain-containing protein. The transcript has a single exon. Lineage: Eukaryota; Fungi; Ascomycota; Eurotiomycetes; Eurotiales; Aspergillaceae. Bases 1 to 1434 code for a protein of 477 amino acids. The record is from RefSeq and is a predicted model, not a curated record.
AUGCCACGCGUGACCCGGCAGAACCGCCUGUCUCAAGGCCAACCGGCCAUCCAAAUCUUCACCAGGGCAACCAAGGCUGGCGUCAGCCCGCAGCUGCCGGGUAAAAACACAACGUCUCUUCCAGUAUCGCCUUCGAAGAAGAGAAAACUGCAGGAGCUCGAGAACGUGGACACUGGUACCCGGCAACCGGUCGACGAAGCCGAAACGCCUUCCAAGACUCUCAAAAUCAGCCAACUCUCCGUUGCAUCCCCGAGAAGUGGCCACUAUGCCUCGCCAAAGCGCACACCGAGUCGAAGAGUCCGGGGAUCGGCCAUCGCAGAGUCUCCCUCCGCACCUAACACCCCCUCGAAGCAGCGCACUCUGGAUUUUGCAAAAGCCUCCGUCGAGCCCAAACUCGCCCCUCGAGCUGCAUGUGUUAUCGACUUCCUGGACCUCCAUCUGGCCUUUGUGCAAGCCUUUUCCCUCCACGCAGCGCACAAUGGUCCCCGAACCCCCGCCGACCUGAGAGAAUUCCUCCCUAGCGUGACCCGGAUCUGGAAAAAACGGAAGGUGCAAGUGAAGGAUCUGCAGCGCCUUUUCUGGGUAUGGGAUCGAAGCCUCAAGGCUAAGGAUAUUUCAUAUCGCCUGGCGAACUAUGGACUCGGAAAAGUGUGUGUUGAGCGUACUUUCAAUAUUGAGGAGCAGCCCCCUGCCUUGCAAGACUUUUUCGAGCAAUCGCUGGAUCUGCUUUGGGAGCAAACCGAAGAGUCAUUGAAAGAUGCCAAAGAGGAGGAUCGACCCGCUUUCUUCCUUGAGACGAUCGGGCUCGCCUGCAUCCACGAAUCUCUUACUCCCUUGACUUCGUUCCAUAAGGGCCAGCAGCGUCUACAGGAUCUGAAGGGCGGUGUUAUCCGCGCAAAAAUGGAGAAGCUCCGCGCUGAAAGCCAGGAGAGCACACCCGAAGCUCGGGCUCCCACCAAUGCCCGUCGAAUGGGUCUUCUGGAGCGCAUUAAGAACAAGCAGCUUCAUCAAUCCAAGCUCCCUCCACCACCGUCCAAGAAGGAUGUUCUCCGUCUCUCGGCUGCCGAAAGAGUGGAGGAUAUCGCUCAGAUUAUGGGAAUGCUGCGUCCAGCUGAAUUGAAUGGCACUGGUAUCAAGGCCAUGUUUGCCGCCCAGCGCAAGCCGUUCACAAUGGAUACUAUGAUCGAUCAUGUUCGAGACUCUAUUCGAACGCCGAUCCCUCGGGAUGAAAUCGAGACCUGCAUUGAGAUUCUGGCAGACACCCGAGUUGCUGGUCACUGGGUUAGCAUCGUUACUGUUAAUGAGAUGCGGUCUGUUGUGUUGAGGUCUUGCAAGGAUAUCGCUGCCAGCGAGCUCCCGGCAAAGGUUGCUGUGUUGAAAGCUGAGUGGGAGAAACCUGCCAGCUGUGUGAAGGCUCCUCUCGUGAGCGUCUGA